GGGGGUAGCCCUGAGCGCACAGUGACACGGGCACGGCACGGGGAGCUGGGGUCAGGCCCCGAGGCCGCCGCCACCGACCGGUGCCUGCGAAACCGGCAGCGGCGGCGGUGACCCCUCCUUAGAGCCAGCCAACGCCGCGACCGCGGCCAGGGAAGGGUUAAGUGUUAAGCUUGUGCCUGUUCCAGCAUCCGCGGAGGGAUACUGAGCCGGAGCCUUGAACGUGGUGCUGCGGCUCCGCAAGCAAAAAAAUGUCUGCCUAGGGGAGCCCACAAGUUCCUUCCAGCGGGGGGCGGGGGUGGCCGGCUCUGCCUCCUACCCAGCGGCCCGGCCGCUCGAGAGCGUGGCCCUGCUGGGUUCGGACGUCACCGCGGGGAAGGAGGACGUAAUUGAAGUGGAGGAAGAUGAAUCCUCAGCAGCAGCGGAUGGCCGCUAUAGGAACCGACAAGGAACUGAGUGACCUGCUGGACUUCAGUGCGGUAGGAUAUUCUUCGAGGUCUUCUUAUGGCUUCUCCACGAUGUUUUCCCCACCUGUUAAUAGUGGGAAAACCAGACCAACUACAUUAGGAAGCAGUCAGUUUAGUGGAUCAGGUAUGGAUGAACGAACAGGAGCUUCAUCUUGGGGAACAGGUGGUCAGCCAAGUCCCUCAUAUGAGCCUUCAAGGGAAAAUGGCAGUGUCCAUGGAAAAAGCUCAGACAUCUCCACAGCCAUAGAAAAGUUGAAACCUCAAGAGGGUUUUGCAGACAGCCCUCAUUAUGGUGAUCACUUGAAUGACAGUCGAUUAGGGCCCCAUGAAGGAUUGUCCCCGACACCUUUCAUGAACUCGAAUCUGAUGGAAGGGGAUCUACCACAAGCUUCAAGAGUAAUGUUUGACUCUUCAUUGCUGUUCCAAACCUCAGUACUGAACUCUAAGGUCAUCAGAAAAACAUCAGAUAGGGGUCCAUUUCCACUAUAUGGCAGAGACCCAGGACUACCAGGUUGUCAAGAAAUUGACGGCCUUUCUGCUAACCAGUCCAGUCUCCUUCGAUCAGAUAUGGGGCUUGGAAGUCCUGGUCAGUUGUCAUCCUCAGGAAAACCUGGAACACCAUAUUACCCAUUUUCUUCUGCAAAUCCACGCCGAAGACCACUUCAUGACUCAUCAGCUCUUGAUCCUUUACAGACAAAGAAAGUAAGAAAGGUGCCCCCUGGUUUGCCUUCUUCUGUAUAUGCACCAUCCCCAAGUUCUGAUGAUUUCAAUAGAGAAUCUCCAAGUUACCCAUCUCCUAAACCACCAAGCAGUAUGUUUGCUAGCACUUUCUUUAUGCAAGAUGGAACCCACAACUCUUCUGAUCUUUGGAAUUCAUCCAAUGGGAUGAGCCAGCCUGGUUAUGGUGGAAUGCUGGGAAGCUCCUCUUCUCACAUGUCACAGUCCAGCAGUUAUGGCAGUCUACACACACAUGACCGCUUGAGCUAUCCCCCACAUUCAGUCUCGCCUACAGAUAUAAAUGCCAGUCUUCCUCCAAUGUCUAGCUUCCAUCGCGGCAGUACCAGUAGUUCACCUUAUGUCGCUGCCUCACAUACUCCACCUAUCAAUGGAUCAGAUAAUAUACUGGGAAACAGAGGAAAUGGGACUGGAAGCUCACAGACGGGUGAUGCACUUGGAAAGGCAUUGGCAUCUAUUUAUUCUCCUGACCAUACCAGCAGUAGUUUUCCAUCAAAUCCAUCAACACCAGUUGGAUCACCAUCACCUCUCACAGGGGCCAGUCAGUGGUCUAGGACUGGAGGACAAGCUCCCUCAUCUCCAAACUAUGAAAACUCUCUCCACUCUUUGAAAAAUCGAGUUGAGCAGCAACUUCACGAGCAUUUGCAAGAUGCAAUGUCCUUCUUAAAGGAUGUCUGUGAGCAGUCUCGAAUGGAGGAUCGCUUGGACAGACUUGAUGAUGCCAUCCAUGUGCUACGAAACCAUGCUGUGGGGCCUUCAACAAGCCUGUCAGGUGGCCAUGGAGACAUACAUAGUUUAUUGGGGCCAUCCCAUAAUGGGCCAAUUGGAAGCCUAAACUCAAAUUAUGGAGCAUCUAGCCUUGUCACAACCAAUCGACAAGCUUCAAUGGCUGGAACUCAUCGGGAAGAAAGUGUCAGCCUCAACAGCAACCAUUCAGUCCUGCCCAGUACAGUGUCUGCUCAGAGCACAGAACUAAAUAAUAAAACACAAGACAAUUACAGAGCAUUGUCAGGUGGCUUGCAGAGCCAGUCUGUGACCAUAGGUCCAGCAGAAAUCAAGUCAGAACAUAAGGAGAAGGAUGAAAAUAUACACGAACCUCCCUCAUCUGAUGACAUGAAAUCAGAUGAUGAAUCCUCCCAAAAGGAUAUCAAAGUUUCAUCGAGAGGAAGAACGAGUACUAAUGAAGAUGAAGACUUAAACCCAGAACAGAAGAUCGAAAGAGAGAAAGAGAGGAGAAUGGCAAAUAACGCUAGAGAACGCUUGCGUGUACGAGAUAUUAACGAGGCAUUUAAAGAACUUGGCCGUAUGUGUCAGCUUCACCUGAAGAGUGAAAAACCACAAACAAAACUGCUUAUUCUUCACCAGGCUGUGGCAGUCAUCCUCAGUCUAGAGCAACAAGUCAGAGAGAGGAACCUAAACCCCAAAGCAGCCUGCCUUAAGAGAAGGGAAGAAGAAAAAGUUUCUGCCGUAUCGGCAGAGCCACCAACACCACACCCAGGAAGCCACCCUGGGCUUAGUGAAACUACCAACCCUAUGGGUCAUAUGUGAACACCAGCCAGAAUUCCAGAAUUAUCGGUAGGAUAUAUAGAAGGUGACCUUUCUUCACAAGGACACAGACAACUAACAUUAUAUGAAGACACAAAUCUGACAGGAGAAAACACUUGAAGCAAGAAACCCAAAUGCAAUCUUAUGAUCAAAGCUACUGGUCAACACCUGCAUCAGAAGUGAAGAUACAAAGAUCUUCAGAUAGAAUUUCAGCCCAUGAAAUACUCUGAACAUAUCAUUCUGUUGCAAGCAGUGUGUCGCUUCUGCACAAUCAGAGACUGUUGUGAUCUCUCCACUCAUCGUGGAAGUUGCCUUGUGCCUAAACUGAAUUGACAAAUGCAUUGUAACUACAAAUUUUAUUUAUUGUUAUGGAACUGUAAAGGUCUACAUAUAAAGGGAAGAGUUAACAUGUUGAAAGCUGAUAGAAUUUCAGCUGAUGCCAGCAUUUGUUAAAGCUGUUCACAUUCAGAGAACAAAGCCGUGACAACCGUUGACCCUUAGCAUUCCCAGCAUACCUAUUAGUGUCUUAAAAAAGGAAGGGAAAAGUCUUUUGUUGUCCUUUCCACUCCUUUUGCCAUAUGACUAGUGUUUUCCAUGCAGUAGGAAAAUAUUCCUUGACAUAGCUUUUUUUUUUAAUGUUAUUUUUGGUCUCUGGUAAUCUGAACAGUUAUGGUCAUCGUCAGCUUCCAUACUGAGCUCCAUACUUCAAGCCAUUAGAAGGCACAGUGAAGACCGCAGACAGGAGCAGUACUGUGACCAUGCCAUUUCUUGGAUUUAAAAAGUGGUAUUGUUUCCCUCAGACUUUCCUCAAAUAAAUAUUUUUAUUUCUAAUUAUAAACCAAACCUUUUUAGGCUUCUAGGCUUCAUAGUAAAGCUUGUAACGUGAAGUGUAAAUUGGGUGGGGAGAAUCUACUUUGUUAGAAUUGCUUUGUUUUCCAAGCAGUAAGUACUACAUAUAGUACAUGUAAAGUGUUAGCUGUAUGUAAGCACAAAAUGCAUUAAAAUACAAAGGAGACUUUUCGGGCUGUAAUUAUGGUGAACUGUAAAAUCCUAAAUUCACCAUGGCAGGUAGUGUGAUGAACUAAACACAGCUGUGGUGGGCUAAUUACAUAAUGGGAGAUUAAGAGCAAUGGUCACCAAUCUUUUUCCUUAUUGUAUACAUUAAUUAUCUUGUCAUUUUUGUAUGGCUUGUCAGUGGAGAAGAAUUCAGUGUGAUUCAAUCAAUUGCAAACAAACCACCCCCUCCCAAGCCAUAUUAGCAUUAAACCAUUAAAUGUUGCUCCACCAGAACAGUGUCCAUAAGUAUUCCUUUGUCACUAAUGUGUUGAUUGUUAAAAUCCCUCUGAACUUCCAUGGAAACUGUCUUCCACUGCAAUGACCAUGGGGGAAAACUAUCAAGCCAAGGUUGUCUUAGUUAUUGUUUGCCACCAGUGAAAGAGGCAAUACCCAAUCAGCUCACACACAAAAAAGGAACAAAACAAUUAAUCAUUUAAAAUAAUUUCAGUUAAUUUGAAAGAACAAAAAAAAAAAAGACUGUUAAAACAGACUAAUAAAUUUAAAAUCAUGUUUUGGAUGGUUCCUAACAAACGGGUUGUUUGUGAAAUUAGUGGUUUCAUUCUAUUACUUUAAUUAAUUUGAAUAUAUCAUCAGAUAAUAUCUGACUAUAUCUGUGGCCUUGUUCUUCAUUUCAGUGUUUAUCAGCUAAACAAAUUUGUCGCUUAUGAUGUGUGAAAGUGAUCACGUGCCACUGCCGGGCCUUUUUCCUUCUAAGCUUGUUGUCUUUUUGGCUAUAUUAGACUUUGCAGUAUGCCCAGAAGCUUUCCUUCAUAAAAUAGAAAGAAAAAAACAUUUGGCUUAUUUUUCACUGUAGCUAGUCUUUUAUACAAUAAUCUUGUAAGAAAAUUUCUUGAAUUCUAAAUAUUACUCUUUCUAGAUUUUUGAAAUCGAAAAAGUUUUCAGUAAAAAGUUUCUUACUUUAUUUUACUAUAUUAGGUAGUAAAAAUGUAGGGUUAUUUACCAUAACAUGUUCAUUAAUAUCAGAAAUUUACAAUAGCAUUGUAAGACCAUAGUAGGGUUCUAGCAUACCGUGUAGUACCUAUGGAGUAUUGUAAGAGCUAAUUGUCCGAGAUGAAUUGCUUCUCAUCUUGUUCUCCAGUUUCCAUUGUUGGUUUAUUGCAGAUUUGUACCCUGUGUCAAAUUUCAAGGUAUUGCUGAUAAAACCUUUUCAACCAGCAGCAAGAAGUUCAAAAAAAUUUCUGUCAAUGUAACAGAAAACACUAUGUAUAUAACAUUUAUGUAGCAAUAAAUGUGCCAUCUUUUUUAA
Molecule: messenger RNA, 5067 nt
Organism: Chelonia mydas (Green sea turtle)
Lineage: Eukaryota; Metazoa; Chordata; Testudines; Cheloniidae
Gene: TCF12
Product: transcription factor 12
Exons: 24
Coding region: 402-2747 (781 amino acids)
Biological process (GO): regulation of transcription by RNA polymerase II
Cellular component (GO): transcription regulator complex
Molecular function (GO): RNA polymerase II cis-regulatory region sequence-specific DNA binding; DNA-binding transcription factor activity, RNA polymerase II-specific; protein dimerization activity
Source: RefSeq, a predicted model, not a curated record